Messenger RNA from Amoebophrya sp. A25, 2625 nucleotides. The record is from the annotation of a GenBank genome assembly. Lineage: Eukaryota; Dinophyceae; Syndiniales; Amoebophryaceae.
GGAAAAGGUUGCGGUGGCGCAGUCUUGGUCGUCGCAACUAGAAAAAUGUAGGGCUCAUAAUUCCAACACAUAGUUUCUACAUACCCACCUCGUGUGAAAAGCAAGAUCAAAAGAAUGACAACGGAGGUAGGCAACGCACCAGGACCAGAAUCUAGGAGCGCGGAUCGCCAGGCAGAGCCACAAAAUGCGGCUGGAUCUGCGUCGUCUGGAGGCACAGCACGCGCUUCGGGAGGGCAUCACAGCAAAAAGCGAGAGUGGAUUGCUCAGUUGCAACAGCAGCAGACUGAGUCGCAGCAAUGCACAAUGGAGAGCAACCGAAGUCUCCUGCAGUCACGCGCCAUGGCGUGGGAGCACGUGUGCGACUUAAGACGCCUACUCGAGGAGCAGGACGGCAACCGCGUUCGCUGGCAGCUAGCAGUCUACGACGGUAUUAGGCGCUUGAGACAGAAAACGUCAACACUGGCGACCAACACCGCACCAGGUGCUCGUGGAAUUUAAGGACAACAUGGAAGUGAAAUUUUCCGCCACAUAGAUAAUCAUAAUCAUGAUGAUGAUGCAUAAAUAUACUCAUUUGAAGUUUAACGAGUACGAGAGAUAGAGAAAAAUUUCAUUGUUUACGACUGAUUCGACGUCCUCUAACGGUUGUCCGGCGACAAGGUGGCAAAGGCAGUUGCGGGAUUGGAGCAAGAGUUACUUGCUUUUAAGGAGAAGCAGCGACAAGAGUACGACGAGUUGUCCCUCGUGGAGAGUACGACGUUUGAAACUCUGACAGCGCUCGAGGAACGCUUUACGGCGUGGACUGAUCAAUCAUCGCGCGAGCCACUGGUGAGGCCCAAAACUGCAGCAGUUAGCAGUGCACACGGCGCGGGUGCAGGCGGUCGAGGGGGUGCGGGUGGAACGACACCUGGCGGGAGAAACCGGCCUGCGAGUGCGCGAGCAGCUGGAGGAGCCACUUCAAAGACGCCCAACAAGGGAAUGAAAGAUAUGGCUACACAGUAGUAAGUACCUAGGGCCAGGAUUUUGCAGCGGCUACUCCGAAUUACAUUCAGGUCAAGUUGAUGUCAGGGUAUCAUGUGUACCACUUCUAGGAGGAAGAAUGCAUCUAAUCAUGGCGCAGAGCACAACAAUGCCGCCGGUGAAGGCGCGGGGCGCACGCAGUCUUCGAGCUCCUCGGCUGCAUUGGACGAUAUAAAGACUGGCGCCAUCUAUGAGGGCCUGUCGCCACGCAAGCGAACGUUGGUCAGUGCAAAUGGGGAUAAGAGCGUUAGCCAGUUGAGGGAUGCGCUAGACGCGUUGACUGCCGAGAUCGAGCAUGACGGCGGUGCGACAGGCGGUUGGCUGAAAGACGACCACGAAGCCUUCAUGCGGGCCUACGCGAAGCACAAGUCAAUGGAAACAGCCCCCUUUUACGACUACGUCACGGAUCUCGUACACUGUAGCCAUGAGGACGUGGUAGAGCACGUGGUAUGGUACAAAGAUUUCGUGCGGAAGUCCGACUUAAAACGAGACUUGCUGGGCAAGUGGAAAGACCAACGCAGGAGAGCAAUGAUAGUACUAGAGAUACCUUCUCUUGUCAAUUUCACUUCAGCUUUUGAUUUCCCUAUGUGUUGUAGAUGCAAUGACAUACUCACAGCCUAGAUUCGUUAAGCUGAGUUCUCAAUCAUUCAUGGCACACGACCACGGCUCGUCGAUCAGUUUUUGAGCCGUUCUACAUGUAUUUGUAUAAAAACUUUUUUAUUUCAUCAAUUCAGGAAGCACAUGAGCGGUUGACCGAUACGCGGGCAGAGGACUUGAGAGCAGAGGCCGAAGCACGGAAGAGACGAGAGGAGGAGCAGAGGCUCCAGAACGCCUUCAGGAAGCAGAAGAUUUCGGAAUGGAAGGAGAAGCGGGCAGAACAAGAGGCACUUAAAAAGCGAGAGGAAGAGGACAAAAUACAAGCGGAAAAGCUUCGCCGAGCUAAGAUAAUGGAAGAACAAAUGAAAACGCGACCUGCAAUCGUGGCUUACGCACAGCAAAAGAAGGAGCUAAAAAUGAAAGAAGCAGCUGCAGUUCGCGAGAAAAAUAUAAGCGGAAAAGAGGUAUCUAUUACAUCCCUGCUUGUGUGUGCUGCUAAGCUUAUUCCUGUGAUCGAGGAUUCCUCCUGGUAUUUACUCUGUCUAACCAUGACAAGAAAAAUUUUGGUUUUCCUUUUUAGCUGACGAGUAUUCAGGCUUGUUUGGUAACAUCAAAUCUAUUUUUUCGCUUUCUCAGGCUUUAACUGCAGAGCAGCGUCAGCAACUGCAAGAGAGGAGUCUUGCUUACGAGAAGAAACGCGUGAGACUCCUAGAGGAGGCGAGAGCCAAGGAACGACAACUUUCAAAAGGAACUGACCCAGAUGAGAAACCGAAGCAAGCGCCAGGAAAUUUUCUGUACUAUGGACACGUGCAGUCGCGGCUCCACGACCAGACUGAGGCGCAGAUACAGAAGCUAAAGGCACGCGAGAGAGACACAAAAGAAGCGGAUGCUCGUUCUGGCAAGGAGGGUGCAAAAUAUGGCCAGCAGAUAGCCGGAAACUUCGCGAAUCAAGUAGGAAUCCAGGCGACGGUGCGAAAUGUACCACAGUGGAGGCAGAACCUCUACGGGUGA